Penaeus chinensis is the source of this 3394-nucleotide messenger RNA. RefSeq names its product caspase-1-like. Lineage: Eukaryota; Metazoa; Arthropoda; Malacostraca; Decapoda; Penaeidae. Gene Ontology annotation, molecular function: cysteine-type endopeptidase activity. The transcript is spliced from 2 exons. The coding region runs from base 770 to 2356 and encodes 528 amino acids. The record is from RefSeq and is a predicted model, not a curated record. Gene Ontology annotation, biological process: proteolysis.
AAGAUAAUGAUUAGAUAAGCUAUGGAAAACGUUGCUUAAUAUAAAAUAACGAACAUAAAAAAGCUGCAGAGAAUUGAUUAACAUUUGGUAGCUUCCAUGUACUGAUAAGUAGCUUAUCGCGGCCAUCAGAUAACUGAUAUAUAUUUACAGUUCCCGUAUACUCGAUUGUUCAGUACUUGCUACCUUUAGCGAGCCUCACCUCUCUCGCGAGUCUCAGGCAUAAAUUGGAUUAAGAAAAACAUUUAUACUGUGAUUCUAAUAGUCUGAGAAGCAGCAACUGACGGUUUGAUAUUGGCAUCAGAGGUAAAAUACUGCAAUUAGCUGAUAUAUUUUCAAGACCUAUUUUGGUGAGUUGGUGCAUAAAGGUUCACCUGUUCGGAGUGACUAAUAUGUCAGCUCGCAUUCGCCUUAGCACCGUUAGAUAUGGCAAAAGCUGCUGUUAAGUUGUGAAUUCUCUGGUGCUAAGAUUUUCUAUUGGUUGGACGAAACAUUAAUAAUGCUAGCUCUCUAGGAAGCUUAAACUAUUGUAUUCAGAACGUUGACCAUGAGUGAUGACUACAUCCUUUUUUGUGAAAAAAAAAGAGUAGACUAAAUCAUUAUUUAAACUAAUUGUUUCAAAAAUAAGCUGGAAAAUUCUUCAUGCAUAACACAGUUGCGUCAUAACUCAGUCAGCCAUCUUCUAAUCAUCGCCACAGUGAGGGUUUCAAAUGCAUUGGGUAAACACGAACCAAUUAUAGAGAGGCGGCUACGGGAAUUCUCAACCUUCGCCAUGGGAUUUCGCAAGAAGCUUCGGGCAUUUUUCAGAAUAACCCAGAAGCGAAGAGCACUGGAGUAUAAAGCGAGAUCAUCGGAGCCAAACAAGCAGAUUGGGCCUAAGAGUGAGCAGAGUAAGAGUGAGCAGAGUAAGAGUAAGAAGAGUCAGAGUGAGAAGAGUCAGAGUGAGAAGAGUGACGCAAGUCCUGCUAACGUCGUUGGAGAGAAACCCGGACAAGUAGGCAUGGACGAGUGGCUUGCCGUCCGCCAGGAAGGAGGAGGAGAAGUGAAGGCCAAAACAGAGAGGGUUUACAUGCAGCAGCCGCUCGAAUGCGAUGGCCAGGCAGCGGCUACGGAAUCCGUCGCCGCUGCCACGCCACCGACGUACGCAGAGAGCUUGGCGUCGGGCGAGUCGUCUCCGACACAGUCCUGCACCGACCUUCCUGAGGCCACCUCGCCUACGGAGUCUAACCAUGUUAAAUUUUGUAAUGACACGUGUCUGACCCAUUUGGGAACGCACGACCGGCAGCGAAGGAGGAGAGCUUGCAGGCAAAGAAAGGAGUCCUUAUCUGGCAUAAAAGUGAAAUACACAAAGGUAUACGGCGAGAACGAUGGAGCCUACAAGAACGACUCCACGCCGCGCGGCCUCGUGUUUAUGUGCAAUUUCUCUCAAUUUAUGAAUGACCGAUACGGCCAGCGGAAGGGGUCGGAGAUGGAUUACUAUUCAAUGCUGGAUCUGUUCCAGCAACUUGGCUACGGAGGCGGGCGCCGGGACGAGAAGUAUUGCAUGACAGGCCACAUUACGAAGAACAGGUUCAUGGAGAGACUGAAAGACUUCAGCGUUGACACGAGGCACAAGAUGUUGUGUUCGAGCGUGAUCAUCAUCAUGAGCCACGGACUGGGACCCAAGACCUUCGUCACUUCAGACGAUAAACAAGUCGACCUCAUGGAGAUCUACACGAUGUUCAACAACAUCAACUGCGAGAUACUCCGCGGGAAGCCAAAGAUCUUCAUCCUGCAGUUCUGUAGAAAUAAUUCGUACAUGCCAUCCUCUCGAUUCAGGAACAAGCCCCUUGACUUGCCUUUCACUGAGAGCCUGAGACAGAUAGUGCGGGAGGAAAUUAAUAAGAUCCUGGCGGAGCAAACCGAGGACAAAGCUGAGGCGCCUCCGAGUCCAGGCAUUAGCGAGGACCAGAGGCGAUAUUCGGAGCCUGCUCUUAUGGAAUCCGAACGACAGGUGCGGAAUAUGUGGUACGAGGCCGACACUCGACUGAUAGCACCACAACCGGCGUUCGAGGGUGUUCAGAAGUACUCCGACAUGUACUCCAUCUUCUCGACAGCCUCGGGCGAGUUAUCCUACCGAGACCCACACAAGGGCUCGCUCCUGAUCCAGGCCAUUUGCCACGUGUUCGCGGAGAACGCCUACCAGGACGAUAUCGACACCCUCGUCAGGAAGGUGUCGACCUACAUGACCAAGACGCUGCAAAAGGACGAUCCGAUCACCGUGCCUCGGGUGACCUGCGAGAGAACGAACAACGGUCUUGACAAGAAGUUCUAUUUCAACCCCGAGGAAGUGCAUCGCUGCAGGCACGUGACCAUUUAAUCGAACGCCGCUACGGAUGGCGUAUAGUUCAUCGUCUACAAUAUGUACCCGAGGCUGAGACGACUGUAUGUCAUUGUCUACCUGUAACACGUAACUUUGGCUCAUACACUUAAGUUAACAUAUGUUCCGAUGUUUCUCUAAUGGUGUAUUUAUGAAUUUAUAGAAAUAUUCUAGAUAUAUAUCUUAUUUUGACUUUGUUUAUGAUUUGGUGAUAAGACUAUAGUAACAAAUGGCUUAAUACAAGACUAAUAUCAACAGUUCGAUGCCAAACUAAAAUCUCAAACGUGAUCACCAAGAGAAUACAGUACAAACAAAAUGAUAUUCUCUCUCCCCUUUUACUAACGUGCUUGCUAAAACGUAUCAACCAUUCCCCUGUUGUUUGUAUAUAAUCAAACUAGGUUUCUCUCCCGACGCCACCUGUUCUAUGUAGGUUUCAGUUACGUCACUCAGUUUCCGGUGUGACUUGAUUCUCCUCGGCUAACUUGUGUCAUCUGAUCAACCAGAAGCACCGAUUUACCUUGGGCUCUUCGCGUUGAGAUGUUCUAUGGCAGUGAUUCCCGAACUCUUUCUUUAACCUCAAAGACAUCUGCAACCCAACCUCGUUCCCCCUGCUGUGUGUGUGUUUUUUUUGUUUUGUUUUUUUAGGCUAAGGAAAAGAAAACAUUCACCAAUUCGUACAAACUUUAUUUAUUUCAUGUAACACAAUAUUCCUUAGAGCCAUGAUUUCAUAAUAUAGUCUUCAUAUGGAUACUGAACUUGACCGGUGCCCCCCCCCCCCCCCUCCUCUAGGUUUGCGAUUUACCUGUUGGAAUUUUGUAAUGAUACGAUACGAGAUUUACAAUGUGUUUUUUUGUUUUUUUAUUAUAUUAAUUCAAAUCAUAUUCAUAAAGAUGACUGGUAUGGACGCGUAAAUAAUGACCGCCAUUCUUAUCAUUAUCUGAAUUAUUGUCAUUAAUUUUGCCGGUGUCAAUGUUAAAUCCGCCACUACUGUCAUUACAUUAUAAACACUGUAAGCUUUAACAUUAAAAUAACUUUUUA